This is a messenger RNA of Saccharomyces kudriavzevii IFO 1802, 879 nucleotides long. RefSeq lists its product as uncharacterized. Bases 1 to 879 code for a protein of 292 amino acids. The record is from RefSeq and is a predicted model, not a curated record. The transcript has a single exon. NCBI's taxonomy places the organism in Eukaryota, Fungi, Ascomycota, Saccharomycetes, Saccharomycetales, Saccharomycetaceae.
AUGCAUAUGCAACUCAGGAAAAGGAAAAGAGUCGAUUAUACAGGAAGAAAAUUGGCGUCCGAUCCUCCCGCAACCACAACUAUUCCAUCUAUUGUCGUACCAAAGAAGCGUAGACUGGCCAAAACGAAUAUGAUUACGCCGGUUGCGCUAAGUGCCUCCGGAACGCUGAGCCCGUCGAACAUAAUAAUACCGAAACCUUUGCAGCGCCCCAAAUUUCGCAAUAACGCCGACCCAUCUUCACAAGAUGAUCACCUUGGGAUAAUUCCUGUAUUGGAAGUUCAAAGAAGUUUAUCAAACCUUAUUGAAAGACAAGAGGGCCUGUUUUAUAAGGACUUGCGUAAACCGACUUUGGUAGGUUUGAAAAAUUUCGAAAUGCUGAGGCUGCCCAAUGACCUGCAGCUUUUGCAAAACAUUGUAAAGCUAUUGUAUUCAUUCGACCAAUUGAAUAGUGAUUCAAAGGUAAUAUCGGCCAGCACUGCCAGCUCGAAGGCUUUCUCUCAAGCGCACUCAAAUAAACUGAAAAAAUUAAUCGCUGAGAAGAAACCUCUGCUCAGCCAUUCCAAUCACGACAGUACUACCCAUCAAAAUGACAUCAUCAUCCAUGAAAUAGCGAAACUGCACUCCAUAAAUCUGAUAGAUCUCCUCAACCUGGAAAUGUACAACAAUACCAGCCAUGCAAUCAACACAGUGUCGCAAACCACGGCAAAUUCGAUGACCGUUAACAGUAUUAUCAAAAAACUGGACAAGCCGAUACUAAAGGAGAGAAAUAACACUCUGGCAUGGCCUCACAAAACUAGAUUCAAAACAAAGAAAAAUCAGCCCUUGCAGAACGGAUCACUAACCAAUAAUACCAACAUCGCUCUCUAUAAUGAUAUAUAG